CCAGCAACAGAGGAAAUGGUUGUACCAUCAAAGAAUGACCAUGGGUAUGUAAAUAGGAUUCAAGGUCUAGGUUAAAGAACAGGGUGAACAUUUUUGCAUGUUUGAGAUGGUGACGUGAGUGGCAGUAGGUCUCCUGAGUCGGGCUCACGUUUGAUGACUCAGCAAUGGUUUCCUCAGACGUGCCCACAGCAGCCAGUUUCUGCGAACUGAGUCUUGCUAAUUCACAUGCCACAGGAAUUAACCAUGGACCUGUGAUAGCUGGCGUCAUCGGAGCCCAGAAGCCGCAGUAUGACAUCUGGGGCAACACAGUCAAUGUGGCCAGCAGGAUGGACAGCACCGGGGUCCUGGACAAGAUCCAGGUCACGGAGGAGACCAGCCUCAUCCUGCAGACGCUGGGAUACGCGUGCACGUGCCGCGGGAUCAUCAACGUGAAGGGGAAGGGGGACCUGAAGACGUACUUUGUGAACACAGAAAUGUCACGAUCCCUUUCCCAGAGCAACUUGGCAUCCUGAAGGGUGGCCUCCAUUCCCUCUGAGGGAAGAGACCCCCAGAAGGUACCACACACUCCCGGACUGUGCUUGGGGCCC
Messenger RNA from Ochotona princeps (American pika), 587 nucleotides. Its product is annotated as adenylate cyclase type 2-like. NCBI's taxonomy places the organism in Eukaryota, Metazoa, Chordata, Mammalia, Lagomorpha, Ochotonidae. Gene Ontology annotation, molecular function: adenylate cyclase activity. The record is from RefSeq and is a predicted model, not a curated record. Gene Ontology annotation, biological process: adenylate cyclase-activating G protein-coupled receptor signaling pathway; intracellular signal transduction; cAMP biosynthetic process. Bases 165 to 512 code for a protein of 115 amino acids. The transcript is spliced from 2 exons.